GCGGGUGGUGCUUUUGCAUUCGCGCCUCCUGCGAGCUAACCGCUAUGGCUCCUGUGGCUACAGCUCUGGGCUCUUUGGUAACGAGUCUGUACGACGUGCAAGCUUUCAAGUUCGGGGACUUCGUCCUGAAGAGUGGACUCUCCUCCCCCGUCUAUAUCGAUCUGCGAGGCAUUGUGUCUCGACCGCGUCUUCUUAGUCAGAUCGCUGAAAUUUUAUUCCAAACUGCUCAAAAUGCAGGGAUCGCCUUUGACACUGUAUGUGGAGUGCCUUACACAGCUCUACCUUUGGCUACAGUUAUUUGUUCAACUAAUCAAAUUCCAAUGCUUAUUAGAAGGAAAGAAGCCAAAGAAUAUGGUACUAAACGUCUUAUAGAAGGAGCCGUUAAUCCAGGUGAAACCUGUUUGAUAAUUGAAGAUGUUGUUACUAGUGGUUCUAGUGUUUUGGAAACUGUUGAGGCUCUUCAGAAGGAGGGCCUGAAGGUCACUGAUGCCGUAGUGCUGCUGGACAGAGAGCAAGGAGGCAAGGACAGGUUGCAGGCACUGGGCAUUCGUCUCCACUCAGUGUGUACAUUGUCCAAGAUGCUAGAAAUUCUUGAGCAACAGAAAAAAAUUGAUGCUGACAUGGUUGAGAGAGUGAAGCAGUUUAUUCAGAAGAAUGUUUUUGUGGCAGUUAACCAUAAUGGCUCCCUCUCAUCAGUAACGAAGGCACCCAAAGAACUCAGCUUUGCUGCGCGUGCAGAACUGCCUGGGAUCCACCCUGUGGCCUCAAAGCUUCUUAGGCUUAUGCAGAAGAAGGAAACCAAUUUGUGUCUGUCUGCUGAUGUUUCAGAGUCCAGAGAGCUGCUACAGCUGGCACAUGCUCUUGGACCCAGCAUCUGCAUGCUCAAGACUCACGUAGAUAUUUUGAAUGACUUUACUCUGGAUACAAUGAAGGAGUUAACAACUCUGGCAAAACGCCAUGAGUUCUUGAUAUUUGAAGAUCGAAAAUUUGCAGAUAUAGGGAACACAGUAAAGAAGCAGUAUGAAGGUGGUGUCUUUAAAAUAGCUUCCUGGGCUGACCUAGUAAAUGCUCACGUGGUGCCAGGCUCAGGAGUUGUGAAAGGCCUGAGAGAAGUGGGCCUGUCGUUGCACCGGGGGUGCCUGCUCAUCGCAGAAAUGAGCUCCGCGGGCUCCUUGGCCACUGGGAACUACACGAAAGCUGCAGUUAGAAUGGCUGAGGAACAUUCUGAAUUUGUAAUUGGCUUUAUCUCUGGCUCUCGAGUAAGCAUGAAACCAGAAUUUCUUCACUUGACUCCAGGAGUUCAGCUAGAAGCAGGAGGGGAUAAUCUUGGUCAGCAGUAUAACAGCCCACAAGAAGUUAUUGGCAAACGAGGUUCUGAUAUCAUCAUCGUAGGUCGGGGCAUACUAACAGCAGCUAAUCGACUGGAAGCAGCUGAGAUGUAUAGAAAAGCUGCUUGGGAGGCUUACCUGAGUAGGCUUGGUGUUUGAAGGUUUUGGAUACACUUCUGUGAGGAACCCUGUGUUACUGAGUGGCUUAUCGAUCGCUGUUACAUCAUAGUUUAUUUACAGGCUUUCUUUUACUGAGUCUGGUGUUGGCUGGCAAUUGUAUCCUCAAAUUUGGAAGCUAAUUCUAGAUUCUUUAAAUAGCCACAGACGUUUAAGAUAAUAAGAAGCCAAGCUCCAUACACCAUUUCUUGUGUCUAGUGUGAUACUCCAGUAUCCAAAAGGGGGCACAGUGACCAUAGCAGAGCGUGUGCAGGCCACGCGUGGUCAGUCAACAGUUGUUCCGUCUGUUUGCCCUACUCUAUCUGGCCAUGCUGAAAUGUACAGGUGAAAAGCAGUCUGAUUUAACUCCUUGUGUAAGAACAGCCUUUCACAGAUAAUCCAUGUCUGCUGCUUACUACCAAGAGCCCACAAUUACAACGUUCUGUUUUAAAGAUACCUGUCAACCAGUCCAAAUUUUUCAAACGACCUAAGCUUAUAUAGCAAUACCCUGACCCAGGGACCACACCUUAUCCUUUGAUUGUUACCCCAAUUCUAAUUUAUGUUAUGUUCUCAAAUAAACCUUAUGUGGAUUAGUCUGAU
Molecule: messenger RNA, 2084 nt
Organism: Condylura cristata (star-nosed mole)
Lineage: Eukaryota; Metazoa; Chordata; Mammalia; Eulipotyphla; Talpidae
Gene: UMPS
Product: uridine monophosphate synthetase
Exons: 6
Coding region: 45-1487 (480 amino acids)
Biological process (GO): 'de novo' UMP biosynthetic process; 'de novo' pyrimidine nucleobase biosynthetic process
Molecular function (GO): orotidine-5'-phosphate decarboxylase activity; orotate phosphoribosyltransferase activity
Source: RefSeq, a predicted model, not a curated record